ACAAAUUUCUUUUAAUAACUUCAGAUGAAUCAUGUAAUGGAUGUUUUAUUUAUAACAAGAAAUCAUUCGGGACCCGUUUUAUUGUUGGAAGAAGAUCAUUAUGUUGCACCCGAUUUUCUAGUGAUGUUGAGUCUAAUGGAAGCAGAACAAAAACAACGUUGUCGGCAUUGUAACAUCUUGUGCCUUGGCACUUACGUGAAGAGCUUCAAUUAUGGUGCCCUCAGUAAACAGGUGGAAAUUGUGAAAUGGUUGUCUAGUAAGCAUAAUAUGGGAAUGAUAUUCACUCGGUCUUUAUGGAAUAAAAUCAAAAAAUGUGCUAAGGCAUUUUGUAAAUUUGAUGAUUAUAACUGGGACUGGUCCCUACAACACAUUAGUACAGCCUGUUUGCCUACACAUUUAACUGCAAUGGUUGCUAUGGCACCUAGAGUUUUUCAUAUUGGAGAAUGUGGUGUUCAUCAUAGAGGAAAAGAUUGCAGCAGUGACAGAGUUGUCCAGAAAGUAGUAAAGGUACUGGCUUCAGCCAAACAAUAUUUAUUUCCAUCCUCACUAAGCGUUCGCCAAGGAAUGCGCAGACCUUACAAACCUCAGAAAGGGAACGGAGGAUGGGGCGACAGGCGAGACUAUGAACUCUGUCUGCAUCAGAUCGUCAACGGCUCAUCGACUAUACCAAAGAGAUAGAUACUAUUUUAGAAUUGUUUGAAGUAAAUAUAAUAGAACAGAUCAUUUUUGUAAGAACUUUCAAUUUUAUGGAAUGAAUCCACCUUUAUGUACAGAUAGACCAAGUAGUUGUAAAACUGCUUUGUUUGUGCAAUGUUUUUUCUAGUUCAUAACUCAGAUAAUUCCUUAAUAUUAUUUAUAUAUAGUUUUAUGUGCUAAAAUUUUUAAAAACUAGUCAAUUGGAUUUAUAUGGUUAAUCUGAGAGCUGUACUUUUAAUUUGGUUACAUAGUAACAUAGGUCAAAUAGAUAGGUUUAUUGUUAACAAAAUCCUCCUCCUCCUCUAUUAGAAAAAGCUCAAACCAAAGAAUAUUAAAUAGAUCACAAAAUGUAAACAAAAUUAAAAGGUAACAAGUGAUCGUAACCAAUUGCUCUUGUAUUUAUUGAGGGUUUUUGCCAUUUAUUAUCUUAUACAUCAUGUGGAUGCAUUUUUUUUUAAAAGAAAACGUAAUUUUUCUUUUAAUAAGUGGCCACACCAAUUAAUGGAACUUUUAAAUGGUCACAUUUUAAUAUUUUUUAUGGAAAUAUAAUUGAUGUUUUUUCUCUAUUAUUUAUUAUACACAACACUAAGUUGAUAAUGAUUUGAAUAAAAAACGCAUAAAAGUUUAAAAUUUGCACACAUGAAUCUAGCACAAUUAUCAAAUCAAUAAAUAUUAUGCUUCCAAAAUUAUUGUAUUUAGAUAGAUAAAUGUAAAUAACUCCAGAUAAUUUAUCCACGGACAAAAAAAAAAUACUAUUGAACUAAUUUUAUAAACUCUUAUAUAAUAAUAAAAUUUAUUUAUAAAAAAUAAUAACGAUAAAAAUCAUUUAUAAAAAAAAAUGUUUAAAUUUACUCGUCGACGAGGCAACCGAAAGUCUCUUUUUAAUUCACUGUUGAAUAAAAAUAAUCACAAAUAAAUCUGUGAUUUACUUUUGUUAUUUUUCAUUGAAAUUGUUGUACUAAAAUUAAAUCUUAAAAACAGAAGAAUCUUUUCCUAAGAAAAUUUUUUAAGUGAAUGCGCUAUUUUUAUUCGGAAGCGAGAAUCUCUUGUCAACUGAAAAACCUAUAUAUAUAUAUNU
This is a messenger RNA of Centruroides sculpturatus (bark scorpion), 1774 nucleotides long. RefSeq names its product alpha-1,6-mannosyl-glycoprotein 2-beta-N-acetylglucosaminyltransferase-like. Lineage: Eukaryota; Metazoa; Arthropoda; Arachnida; Scorpiones; Buthidae. Gene Ontology annotation, biological process: protein N-linked glycosylation; oligosaccharide biosynthetic process. The record is from RefSeq and is a predicted model, not a curated record. Gene Ontology annotation, cellular component: Golgi membrane; Golgi stack. The transcript is spliced from 5 exons. Gene Ontology annotation, molecular function: alpha-1,6-mannosylglycoprotein 2-beta-N-acetylglucosaminyltransferase activity. Bases 25 to 678 code for a protein of 217 amino acids.